GCCGGAAGCCCGUGAAGUCGCUCUUCCGAAGGCGCGCCCGCCCGCCCGGGUGGAGGCGGGGAGAUUCAGCCUCUCCCGCAGGGACCCAGUGACACCUUUGAGGACUCGGGACCGAACCCGGAGCGACACGUGGCCUCGGGCCGGGCGCCAUGGACGCCUUCACGCGCUUCACCAACCAGACCCAGGGCCGGGACCGACUCUUCAGAGCCACUCAGUACACAUGCAUGUUGCUUAGAUAUUUGUUAGAGCCUAAAGCUGGCAAAGAGAAGGUGGUAAUGAAGCUCAAGAAACUGGAGUCCAGUGUGAGCACUGGCCGUAAAUGGUUCAGACUAGGCAAUGUAGUACAUGCUGUGCAGGCGACUCAGCAGAGCAUUCAUGCCACUGACCUGGUGCCCCGUGUAUGCCUAACGUUAGCCAACGUGAACCGUGUGAUUUAUUUCAUCUGUGAUACCAUCCUCUGGGUGAGGAGCGUAGGGCUUGCCUCUGGCAUUAACAAAGAGAAAUGGCGAAUGUGGGCGGCCCGCCAUUACUACUAUUCUCUCCUGCUGAGCCUGGCCAGGGAUCUGUAUGAAAUUUCCCUGCAGAUGGAAAAGAUUGCACACAACAGAGCAAAGAGGGAGAAGUCACUGUCUCAGGAUCCUCUUGAGUACAACGUGGCCGAUGAGGAAACAGAGUGGCUCCAGUCCUUUCUCCUUCUCUUAUUCCGCUCUCUGAAGAAGCAUCCUCCCUUGUUCCUGGACACAGUGAAGAACUUCUGUGAUAUCUUGAACCCCUUGGACCAGUUGGGGAUCUAUAAGUCCAAUCCUGGCCUUAUUGGACUUGGAGGUCUUGUGUCUUCCAUAGCAGGCAUCAUCAUUGUGGCAUAUCCUCAGAUGAGGCUGAAGAUGCACUGAAGUGGUUUCAGACUGAAGAGACAGCAUCCUUAGGAUGGACAUUUUUGUGAGCCACAGACCAUGCUAUACUGAGCAUAGAGACUCGUUCAUGGGAGCAUUUCAUGACCAGCGAUGUGAGCAGAGGUGGGGCCAAGAAUGGAGAACAGGAGUGCCUGAAAAUUUGUGUUUUUUAGAGAGAUGGAGUGACUUCUGCAUUUCUGAGUAUUUUCUUUUCAUCUAAUACUUAAUCGAGCAUCUGAUAUGCUCAUAGUGGGAGCUUACUAUUUGCUGAGUAGGUGAAAAUUGAAAAAGGCCCAAACAAUUGAACAUUAAUAUACAGUGACCUUUUGGUUGUGUGCCUCACUACUGUAGGUCUGAUACCCAGCCCUCUUUCAGACCUAGUAGAGGCCUCUCAUUCCUCUGACCAGAUACCAACCCCAGCUCUUGCCUCCCCACCCCCCCCCCACUUCUCCAUAGAGGCCCAUGCCAAGACACAGGAGAGCUAGGCUUACGUCCUUUUAUCCUGUGAUUUCUUUGUCCGGAAGUAGAAUCAGAAAUGCAUCAGGUCCCUUCAUGGUGUAAAUGAUGACUGGGUAGUACAGUGAGUAAGCAGAAAUCAGAAGCACAUGGAAAGGACUAGAGUACCUGUAAUAUGGGAGGUUACAACAGGUGCUUGUGGGUAGCCUGUGACAGAUGGACAAAACAGGUUAAAAAAAACAGGCCAGCACCUCAUUCCUCUCACUCCCAAUCCAGUGUUCUUUCCAAAAUAGUUUGUUGCCUUCCUGAUUGAGUGGAAGUGUGAGACUCCAGAAUCCUGUGUGAAAAGCCUUUUUUUAGAACUUUGUUAGUGGUUUAUAUAAAAAAAACUAUCUAGAUUUAUCAACUAGAUUUUUUAUUUAAAGCCAUAUAACAGUUUGGGUACUUGUACAUUAAUUUUCAUCAAAAUUCAUGCAGUUAAGAAAUUUCAUGAAUACUCUGAAUGGAGGAGCAUCACAAUUUUCUGUGAUAAAUCAGGCUUCAUAUGUGUGGGGUGGUUGGGGGAGUGGAAAGAGCAAUUAGGGGCUACUGAGAAGACCGUUUAUUCAUGGUCCUCCUUCCCAUCUUGGGUGUUGAGUUCUUAUUUGUGAUUGCAGAUCCUCCGAUUGGAGGGCGGUGAUAUAGAAAAAUAGGAUGCUGUCAGGUAGGAAGCCAAUGUCAGUCCUAUCAGUAAAGCCAUUUCACUUACCUGAAGGGAAAUGAGAAGAGAAAUGCCACUAAAUAAAUUUCCCGUAAAUGUGAAUGAGAUUCUUAAGAAGUAGACUCAGGUCCUUGGCUCUCUUAUUUUUAAAGUGAUUAGUCAAGAUAACGAGAUUUGAGAAAACACUUGGGGAAUUUUAAGAGGAAUGAAAGCUGCUAGGUCAGGGCAAAUAAAACGUUUUAAGCAAUUAAAUAUUACUUUGUCCAGAUCCUCUACUAUCAAAGGUUAAUUAUGUCUAAUAAAUUUCUAGACAAAAGACA
This is a messenger RNA of Canis lupus familiaris (dog), 2369 nucleotides long. RefSeq names its product peroxisomal biogenesis factor 11 alpha (gene PEX11A). Lineage: Eukaryota; Metazoa; Chordata; Mammalia; Carnivora; Canidae. The transcript is spliced from 3 exons. Gene Ontology annotation, cellular component: peroxisomal membrane. The record is from RefSeq and is a predicted model, not a curated record. The coding region runs from base 150 to 893 and encodes 247 amino acids. Gene Ontology annotation, biological process: regulation of peroxisome size; peroxisome fission.